Vespa crabro (European hornet) is the source of this 6658-nucleotide messenger RNA. Its product is annotated as O-acyltransferase like protein-like. The record is from RefSeq and is a predicted model, not a curated record. Bases 1855 to 4611 code for a protein of 918 amino acids. Gene Ontology annotation, molecular function: acyltransferase activity, transferring groups other than amino-acyl groups. Lineage: Eukaryota; Metazoa; Arthropoda; Insecta; Hymenoptera; Vespidae. The transcript is spliced from 12 exons.
CUCUAAGGCGUAAAUCGAAUUACAUAGCGAUAACCGGGCAUGUUAAGCGUCCUCAUUAAUAUUAUGAUGAAUAUUUAUCGGUCAAAAAGAGAAAGGAAACUAUAUAAGAAGUGAAUACACAGGACGGGUGUGAAUGAAUACGACGUAGCGCGGCUCCUUGCUCGUACCUUCAUUGUACGUAUCUAUCUUCUAUGAUUACCGAUAAUUUCAAGCUCGAUGCAUUGAUAUCGACGACAAUGGAUAUUAUCCGUUUUUUCCAAUGUGAAUAACGAUAACGAUAGGAUUUUCUUUGAGGUCGUUGUAAUCUAUAACCGAGAUUUUUGUGCGUCAUUCCAAGUAACUCCAUAAAAUUUUCACGUCUUUUUUUUUUGUUCGCGUCCGGAUUUCGAAACCAGUUUCUUUUUUUUUCUUUCCUUUUAUCCACAACUUUCUCGUACUGUUCCGUUCGAAAUUUCAUGUCGCGCGUUCCUACACCAACCACCAUCCGGCGACCCGCUUUCAAUGGCUUCGUCGUCAUCAAAUUAUUGUACCUACGAGAUAUAUAAGAAACAUAGAAUUUUGCCUCUUUCGAUCUUUAGCUUCAAUACUUGAUUGACGACCUUUCGCACGACUUUUGCUUUUUCUUCCGCGCUACCCCCUCCUUUUCUCUAAUCUUUUCUCAAAUGACAGCCAAGUGUCGUAUUUUUUAAAAGAAAAUGUUGACAGGUCAUAACGACGAGUUUCUUACGUACGUAACGACGUACUCUCUUGCAUCGACGAAUGCAUUAAAUCGUGCGCCUCAUUAACAGGACGUUGACAUUUACUCGAGUAAACAUCGUCCUGAAUCACCGAUAACGUUGUUCCGCCUAUCGAUUAACGAUAAUACUUUUGUAAUUUUUAUCUCGUCCGAUUAAGAUCUUAAGUUUCUCCUUCGGGUACACAUGAAUCGAACAGUUUUAUUUUACAAAAAUAAUAUCGAGUAAGAAGAAGAAAAAUGUAGCUUGGAAGAAAAAAAAGUGAAAGAUAAAGAAUUUUUUAUUCUACACAUAUUUUCUUUUUCUACGUUCUAUCGUUCGAUCAUCAUCGAGUAUUAUCUUGGAAGAUGGAUUAAAGUUCGUCAUUUAGAUUUUUUAUUAGUCCUAAUGUACCGUAAGAGAUCAUAAAUAAAUAAAUAAAUAAAUAAAUAAAUGAAAUUAAUCUCUGAUCGGAAAUCAAAUCAGGAAUGAAAGGAUCAUCGUCGAUUUAGGAAGGUGACCAAAUUCUCGUUCUCUCCGGUCCGGGAGAGAGAAAGAGAGAUAGACAAACAGAGAGAGACAGAGAGACAGAGAGACAGAGAGAGAGAGAGAGAGAGAGAGAGAGAGAGAGAGAGAGAGAGAGAGAGAGAGAGAGAGAGAGAGAGAGUAUCGGCAAGACCAAGAGCAAGACCAAGAUCAAGAGCAAGAGCGAGAGCGAGAGCAAGAGUAGUAAGAGUAGCUGCCGGUAGUAGAGGUUCGUGUAAGAAGUAUAAUCUUCGUUACAUCGAUAAGAGGAGACGCGAUACCGUCGGUCGAGCCGAGGUCUCUUACGAGAGCCGAGCACUCCCCCGAAGCAGCAACUUGCUCCUCCUCGUUAGCUCGUCGUUGUCCAAUAUAUAAGUGAACCGUCGAUUGACAGUACGUACAGUCUACGUUUUGCCGUGUUUCUCUCGUUCAUGCGGAUUUACGCGCGCUCACAUUGUAGCGUACACGCAACUAGCGCGGUCGCUCGCGGCGGUUUUCUUCGAUAGGGUCGAUACAUUUUUCGAUUCUCGUCGAUGAUCCUCGAAUUCCAUUCUUCCACAAUUCCAUUCUUAUACGUACGCUCGACGUACGCGGAAAGCUCUUUGAAAAGAUAAAGAUGGGUGUCCUUCGACUCGUCAACCCUCGAUUCGCACGAUUAUCUCUUUCAAUUAAUCUUUCCGUUUCUUUCUUCGCCUUUCUUAUAUUUAUUUUCACGAUAGUUUUGAACGUACAAGCAGGUCUCUCGAUCAAACCAGAAACUGUCCUUUUAAACGUUUUCACGCAGCCCUUUAAGCCUACCAAAUGGAGUACCAACGAGUGUCAGCGAGACAGCGCCAUCUACUUGGAGGAACUCGCGCGUUACACACCGUGGGCUUUGAAGAUGUACGACGCAUCUGUCAAAAUCCCAUCUGGUAUCAUUACUGGAAAUUAUAAACAGUUGGGCAAUUACGACGAAUGUCUGCAGGUUAAGAGCGAUCACGGAAUUUCCGGUCAGUCUUGUAGUGCCACCAUACAAUUCGAAGUAGCCGAGGAUAAUGGUGCAUCCAGAGAAUUGGACUUUGGUGACUUGCUUGUGAACGUUGCCGUCGCAUCUAAUGCAACAAAAUGGCGCUCGGGCAAUACGAUCAUUUACGAAUGGAUGUGGUGCGUACCAUCGAGUUGCAAUCAUUCCGAAGUACAAGAGUUCUUGGAAAUCAUUUUGGAUCCUUUAAAAGUCGAAGGUCGUGUCGAUUUCGUUAUAAACGUUCCAAUCAAGUCCUGUCGUACUUUGGAAACCGAACAAACAACGUUCGAUCCGUCCGAUUGGAUUUACAUAUCGAUUCUCGUUAUCUUUUCGCUGAUCAUUAUCGCUAGCACGACUUUCGAUAUCGCACGUAGAGGACAUUCGAGUACAUUGAAUCCAAAAGCGAGAUCUCACGUGUUUCUUUCAGGUAAAGAAUAUAUUUUAUUCAGCAGCUUCUCCUUUUAUACGAAUUGCAAGAAUCUUUUCAAUACCGACAGACAUCAAGAUUCCAUCGCUUGUUUGGACGGAUUGCGUUUUCUAAGUAUAUGCUGGAUCAUUUACGGUCAUACUUAUUACAUGGAGGUCAUGGGUAUUAAUAUGGAUCUGACGCAAGUUCCAAAGAUGCACGAAAGUUGGAGUAAGAUGUUGGUACUGAAUGGAAACAUGGUCACUGACACGUUUUUCCUUCUCAGCGGAGUUCUCCUUGCAUACAACGAAAUAAUAAAAAAGGAAAAAAUUUCUAACUGGAAGUUGGACAUUAUCAGUCUUUAUCUUCAUCGUUAUUCAAGGUUAACACCGGCGUACGCAAUGAUGAUCGGCUUUUAUGCCACUAUAUAUAGCAAAUUCGGAAGUGGUCCACAUUGGGACGCCUGGGUCAGUUCAAAUCGAGAUUAUUGCCGUGAAAAUUGGUGGACCAAUCUUCUCUACGUUAACAACUACGUCAACGUUUCUGACAUGUGCAUGUCCCAAUCAUGGUAUCUGGCCACAGACAUGCAAUUGAUCUGGUUAUCCCCGAUCUUCCUUUACCCGAUGCUCAAGCCAGCUCGAAGAAUAUUUUUCUGGAUCGUCAUUGUUUUUGCCUUUGUAUUAUCGAUGAUCCUACCAUUCGCUGUAACUUUUAUCCAUCGAUAUACUGCGACAAUGUUCUAUUAUAAGGAACAACAGGACGUGGCCAACGUAUUCUUAUACGUUUACACGAGAGUUUACACUAGAGCCGGGCCUUAUAUAAUCGGUCUAGCACUUGGCUAUCUAUUGGCCAAAAGACGUUCUUACGAUGUUAAAUUACGUAAGCCCUAUAUAGUGUCCGGAUGGUUGAUCGCCAUUGCUGUAGGAUUGUCAGCCGUUCUUGGAGCACGAGAGAUGUAUUUCGAUAAGCACCCUUACAACAGAUUGGAGGCUAGCUUCUACGCCGGCAUGCACAGACACGCGUUCGCUCUUGCCGUAUCUUGGAUCAUAUUCUCAAGUGUCUAUGGAUAUGCAGGUGAAUCGAUUUGCGAAGGUCCACUCGGAGAAUUCCUUUCUUGGCGAGGCUGGACACCUCUGAGCAGAUUGACUUACAGCGCUUACCUUUGUCAUUACGUCUUUCUAUUGUCCCGAGCCGGAAGUGUGCGCACCACCGGCGAUUUAACUUCGAUGAGCGUGAUGUACGCUUUCCUCGGUAAUCUAUCUUUCACUAUGGCGCUUUCUGUACUCUGGAGUCUUUCCUUUGAGAUACCUUUCAUGAUACUAGAUCGAACGUAUCUAUCUCGCAAGAAGAAAACAUCUUGCUUCCUUUCGAAGGAUGAUAGCGCGAAAGUGUUCGGUUCGACGGACUCGAAGAAGGAAAUAUACAGGACAAUAGAGGAUUCUUCGUCGUCUACAGUGGCCGAGAUUUAUAAGAAUGUUACGAACAGUGAUAACAUUCGUUCCAUCUGUGACUCGGAGGAGACCGUCGAUUAUUACGUAAUCGACCAAGAGGAAAGGAACAAAGGGGCGAUUUCAUCCGAAGGUAAUACCGAAGGUCUUGCGAGCGUCAAGAAGAUUGUUUACGAAUCAACGGGACUGAGAAUUUACAAAGGAAGACAGAUCGGGUCGUUAAAAAAUGAUUUAAGCACAGAUCUUCUCGGAAGGAAAUACUCCUUUUUUUUCCUCUUCUUCUUCUCCUCCUCCCACGUAGUAUUGUGUUUAUGUAUCCGACACGUACGAAGAUGCGUUACAUUUUCGACUUUACAUCGCAUAUCGUUUUCCUCUUUCUUAGCAGCUUCUUCGGCUACCGAAGAACCGUCGGUCGUCGGCGUUUCUUGUAAUACGAUACCUUUUAAAUUUUUAUUAACCCAAAUUAGGGAUACGUUUGCUCAGAUACGUAACAACGAGCUACUGUGCAUUCUUUGAGAUCUUAAGGAUUCUUCUGUUUUUAUUACUUUCGAUACGAAAUAUGACCAUUGUCGUAUUUCUUUUUCUAUGCAACUAUUUCGUCUUAAAUUCUAAUAAUGUCAAAUAUUCGUCUAUGCUCAUCGAUGAUGAUUAUUUGAAAAAGUUCAAUUGUUACAAAUUUCUAAAGUUCUUUCUAAGAUGGCACGUGCGUGGAGCAGACACGGUCCGUUCGUUUUAUGAAUGAACACCGGGUUACGACAGAGCGAAGGAAAGAUCGUAGUAAGCAAAAUCCAAAAGGGAGAAGUUGGUGGCGGUGACGAUGGUAGUAGUAGUAGUAGUUGUAAUAGUAGUAGUAGCCUGGCCUUUCUUAACGAGCCUGCGGUAGCUUAUGAUAUACAGAAGACACGUGCACGUAGCCGAGUAUUUACAUCCCCUUUGGUUCGUCGCACCGGAACGGAAGACUGAAACAGAAGGCUCAAGCUUUGAACGGAAGAAGAAGAAGAAGAAGAAGAAGAACCAAGCCUCUUCGAUAACUGCUUCCUUUCUUGAUGAACUCAACUUUCGAGUUGGUUACUUUCACAAAUGAUAAUCCUCGUUUCCGUUUUGAUCUAAGUUUUCAUUUACUUUUGAUAUAAGAAAGCAUCUUUUAAGGGAAUUUACAAAAAGAUCUGUUUAUAUUGAUAUUAGCAUAAAGAGAAGAUUUAAAAGAGAGGAAAAGAGAGAGAGAGAGAGAAAGAGAGAGAGAGAAAUUUUUCGUCAAAAGAAAUUAACCGAGCUCGGAUCAACGAUCAACGCGCUUAUAUAUCUUCUACGUUUGGUUUCGCUAUAAGGACGACGGCUUAUUUAGAAGAAUAUUAUUCUUCUCAGAUUUGAUCACUUACUAACAAUUGUCUCGAUUAGUUCAUCAUCACGCGGUAUAUUUUUUUUCCUUUUUGGCUGCCUCUCAAAUUUGUUUUCUCUCGACUUUCUCGAUAUCGAAGAGCAACAACAUCGAGUCGACUACGUUCGCGUUUCUAUAGAAGCCUCCAUUAAUACUCGGUAACGCAAUAAACUAUAUUUAGGGGGCGGCAUGGCGUACGCGCGGUAUGAUUUGAUAUCUCGUGAAACGCCACAUGGCCCCCUGAAUUUCUCCCUUCGCUUCUUGCUUCUUUCUUUCUCUCUCUCUCUCUCUCUCUCUCUCUCUCUCUCUCUCUCUCUCUCUCACGGAUUUUACCGUUUACUUCGGUCUCCUGACUCCUCCUCGGUUCUCCGUUAAGUAAUUAAUUUUUUAAUCGACCGCCGAAGAAAUGCGUUAUGAUAUCGACUACCUUUUUUUAUCGCUAGCUCAUGCACGAAAGAAAGAGAGACGUAUAUAAAUCGAUAAAAAUUCCAAAAUAGUAGUAGAUAAGCUCUUUUACAUUUCACAAAUACUAUUAUUAAUUAAGAAAUCAAUGAAAGAAACAUCCGUUUUUUGUCAAAUAUCGUAGUUAAGGAGAAAGUUAGAAUUGAGAGAAAGAAGAAAAAGGGAGAAGGAAGCACGUGUCAUCGACGGAAAAAUAAAUAAAUUUCGGUAGCUGUGCAGAGAGAAAGCACAGAAACAUGGAACAUUGAAAGAGCGCGCGCGCGUGUGUGUGCGAGAGAGAGAGAGAGAGAGAGCGUAGUCAAACCUCCUGUUUGCGUCUAUCGGUGCUGCUAUUCGAGAAGGAAAAAAUGGCCUACUUAACGGCGAGAAUAAUAAUUAGUCAAGGUGUCGAUGUAUCGUUAGACUUCCGGAAACGACGAGCCACGAGACCGGCACGCGUGCUUUGUGUAUUCCUUCGAUAAACAUAUUUUUCCCUAAACAUUCUCCAACGUCAUAGCAAACGAGUGACCUAAUUAUUAGUACGUUAAAAUAUUCAUUGAUUCUUCUAAUUAUCAGGACCAAUAGGCGAUCCUGAUAAACAUAACAAUAUUUAUACGAGCCAAUGAGUUGUUUCGAUUGUUAUUAAUUAAUUAUAUAAUAACAUACAAAGAAAAUUUCGUUCUCGGUUCUCGCAGAGAAUGUAGGAAUGAAAAGAAGAACAUUAUAAAUCAUGCUGGAAUGGUU